Oppia nitens is the source of this 1010-nucleotide messenger RNA. It is a transcript of the gene CNPYb, whose product is annotated as protein canopy homolog 3-like. Gene Ontology annotation, molecular function: signaling receptor binding. Bases 290 to 943 code for a protein of 217 amino acids. The record is from RefSeq and is a predicted model, not a curated record. Lineage: Eukaryota; Metazoa; Arthropoda; Arachnida; Sarcoptiformes; Oppiidae. Gene Ontology annotation, cellular component: endomembrane system. The transcript has 4 exons.
GUACAUGUAAUCAGCUUAUUAUGUGUUUUUCAAAAUAAAUAUAUUCUGUAUAUAUAUAUAUUUGAUAUUAUUUAUAAUAAUGUAAAAAUGUACAUGGACAGUUAUAUAAUAUAUAUUCUAAUAGAGUACACAUUGUACUGUAUAUUGUAAUCAAAACUCAAUUAUCAAUGCAUUUAUGUUAAUAAACUCGUAUUGAGAGUCAAUUUUUAGGUCACAAUUUUAUGGCACUAUUUUUAACCAUAACUUAACUUUUUAAAAAUAAUUAUUUAAAUAAGUUUUAUACUAAAUAAUGUCAUUUGGGAACAAAUUGUUUGUCACAAUAACAUUGUUUGCCAUAAUUGCAACCAUUUGUUUGGCUGAAGAGAAAAGUGUCGAAGAAGAGGUGUAUGGCGUUAAGUAUGCCAACAAUUGUGAGGUUUGCAAGUAUUUGGUCAUUGAAUUAGAGGAACGAUUGAAACAAACCGGGAAAACACAUGAUGUCAUUGAAACGGGAUAUGGAUUUGACGAUCAAACAAGACAUAAGAAGAAAUAUGUUGUUUCUGAACUGCGAUUAGUCGAGUCGUUGGAUGGCAUUUGUGAGACAUUAUUGGAGUAUAAUAUUCAUAAAGAAAGGAAAGACAGCACAAGAUUUGCAAAAGGGAUGAGCACUACAUUCAAGACAUUACACGGUUUGGUUGACAAAGGAGUUAAAGUGGAUCUCGGAAUGCCUUUUGACUUAUGGGACAAACCAUCAGCUGAAGUCACUCAUAUGAAAACUCAGUGUGAAGAUUUGUUGGAAAAGCAUGAGUCGGAUAUCGAGAACUGGUAUUUCAAUCAUCAGAAACAACCGCUAAACAAAUAUUUAUGUGUAGACAGAGUUCUUAAGAGAGGAGAUGCCGGUUGUCUCGAUGAGACCUUAAGUCAUACCAAUAAUAAUAAUAAUAAUGAAAAACAAGAACUUUAAGUCAUUUUUGUGUGAAUUAUAUACAGUAUAUAAAUUUAUUUUAUUAUUUUUACAAACAAUAGUAAUG